UAACCCCCCACCCCUCUGUUUUACACAGCACUCCCCCACUCCACUCCUCCACCGAUCCUCCUGCACUCACUCCCUCGCUCCAGACCCCCUUUUUUGAGGGUUCUUUCAUAAACACUCUCAACCACCCAUUCUCUCUUUCUCUUGCCAUUUCCUUUCUUUCCAAUCGUCUAUAGCUUCAUGAACAUUGAGUCCUCUUUGGAAAACAGACAUAGACGGACGAUAAACGUUUAGUUGGAGGCGGAGUCUAUAGCUGCCAGUCAUGUAUCUUUUCCCUUUAUCCCUGUGUAAACCAAGUGGGCGGGGUCUCAGCUCUAGUCUCCGCCCCCGCUGCUACAUGGCCGACACCUGUCUAGUCUGGCUCCUGGGCCUGGCUCUCCGCCUCUCCCUGACCUCCUGCCAGAAGUUGAACUCCGCCAACAAGCCCCCCAUGGUGACCACCAACUACGGCAAGCUGCGAGGGCUCAAAAAGGACCUGAACAACGAGAUCCUGGGGCCAGUGGAGCAGUACCUGGGUGUGCCCUAUGCCACCGCGCCCAUCGGAGACCGCCGCUUCCAGCUGCCCGAGGCGCCAGGCUCGUGGCAGGAGAUCCGCAAUGCCACGGCGUUCGCCCCGGUGUGCCCACAGAAUGUGCACGGCGUGCUGCCGGAGAUCAUGUUGCCGGUGUGGUUCACAGACAACCUGGAUGUGGCGGCCGGUUACAUCCAGAACCAGAGCGAGGACUGCCUCUACCUCAACGUCUACGUGCCCACCGAGGACGGUCCGCUCACAAAAAAACAUGAUGAGUCUACAAUGAACAGACCGAGAGAUGAAGACAUCCGUGACCGUAGGAAGAAGCCAGUGAUGCUGUUUAUCCAUGGAGGCUCUUACAUGGAAGGAACAGGAAACAUGUUUGACGCCAGUGUCCUCGCUGCCUACGGCAACGUUAUUGUGGUCACUAUGAACUACCGUCUGGGCGUUCUUGGCUUCCUGAGUACAGGCGACCAGUCAGCCAAGGGAAACUAUGGUCUGUUGGACCAGAUCCAAGCCCUGCGUUGGCUCAAUGAGAACAUCGGCCAUUUUGGGGGCGACCCUGAACGCAUCACCAUCUUCGGCUCUGGGGCAGGGGCGUCCUGCGUCAACCUGCUCAUCCUCUCGCACCACUCCGAGGGUAAGGGGCACACUGGAUUGUUCCAGAGGGCCAUAGCCCAGAGUGGCUCAGCCAUCUCCAGCUGGUCGGUCAACUACCAGCCCCUGAAGUACACUAAGAUCCUGGCCCGGAAGGUGGGUUGUAGCAACUCAGAGACAGCAGAAUUGGUGGACUGCCUGAGGAAGAAGAACUUCAGGGAGCUGGUGGAUCAGGACAUCCAGCCGGCCCGCUACCACAUCGCCUUCGGACCCGUUGUGGACGGAGACGUGGUGCCGGACGACCCUGAGAUACUCAUGCAGCAGGGGGAGUUCCUGAACUAUGACAUCCUGAUAGGAGUGAACCAGGGAGAGGGGCUCAAGUUUGUAGAUGACAGUGAAGACAACGAUGGGAUCUCAGCUGCAGCGUUCGACUACACCAUCUCUAACUUUGUGGACAAUCUCUAUGGCUAUCCUGAGGGUAAGGACAUCCUAAGGGAGACCAUUAAGUUCAUGUACACCGACUGGGCCGACCGUGACAACGGAGACAUGAGGAGAAAAACCCUCCUCGCCCUGUUCACGGACCACCAGUGGGUGGCUCCGGCGGUGGCCACGGCCAAACUGCACGCCGAGUUCCAGUCUCCCGUUUACUUCUACACCUUCUACCACCACUGUCAGACGGAGACGCGGCCGGAGUGGGCGGACGCGGCCCACGGGGAUGAGAUUCCCUACGUGUUCGGGGUGCCAAUGAUCGGAGCCACCGACCUCUUCCCCUGCAACUUCUCUAAGAAUGAUGUCAUGCUCAGUGCUGUAGUCAUGACGUACUGGACUAACUUCGCUAAGACCGGAGACCCCAAUCUGCCAGUGCCUCAGGACACCAAGUUCAUCCACACCAAGCCCAACCGCUUCGAAGAGGUCAUCUGGACAAAGUUCAACUCCAAGGACAAGCAGUACCUCCACAUCGGCCUGAAGCCCCGCGUCCGAGACAACUACCGGGCCAACAAGGUGGCCUUCUGGCUGGAGCUAGUCCCUCAUCUACACUCCCUCCAUGAAGUCUUGAACCCCACCACUACCAGGCUACCUCCAGGCAGCACUCACCCCCCCGGGGGCCCCUGGAAGCCCAAACCCCGCACCACGGGCCACCCCUACCCCACCUUCCCCGACCCCGUGGAGCCCUACGGAUCAGAGCGGCCCAGACUGGAUCUCUUUCCCGGUGACACGCGGGAUUAUUCCACAGAGCUGUCGGUGACAGUGGCAGUGGGGGCGUCGCUACUCUUCCUCAACAUCCUGGCGUUCGCCGCGCUCUACUACAAGCGGGACAAGCGGCAGGAGAUGCGGCGCCACCGGCUGUCUCCACAGCGCCACGGCGGGCCCGCCAACGACCUGGCGCACAGCCAGGAGGAAGAGAUCAUGUCCCUGCAGAUGAAGCACUCGGAGCACGACCCCCACCACGACAUGGAGCCCCUCCGGCCCCACGACAUCCUGCGGCCCGCCUGCCCGCCCGACUACACCCUGGCCCUGCGGAGGGCCCCGGACGACGUGCCCCUCAUGACCCCAAACACCAUCACCAUGAUCCCCAGCACCAUCACCGGCAUGCAGCCCCUCCACCCCUUCAACACCUACCCCAGCACCGGCCACAACAACACCCUGCCCCACCCCCACUCCACCACACGUGUAUAGUAGAGCUACAGCUCCCCCUGGGGGACCGGAGGACCAACUACACACUCUGGUUUACCUCUAUUGGAUCUCUAUGGAUAUCGCUCUCUCUCUUACUCUCUGUUUCUCCAACCGUCAGCCUGCUGCCCUGAUGCUGUGUUCUUCCUACAGUGGAAGUGCAGCUGAACUGCAGGGGCAGCAGGUGUUAUUGGGGGCGUUGAGACAUUUAGAAACUAUUUUGAGGGGGUCUCGUAUUCUCUGAUUCUCUGACCCCGACAGCCCCCAAACCUUCACAGGACGAUCCUCUGGCUCUUGCUGUGCAUUUCAUUUUGUCAUUUUUUCAUCAAACUUUUUCUCAGUUUCUGUGCUGUAAUAGGGUUGGGGACAGAGGAGGUUGGUGGGAGGAGCUAUAGGAGGACGGGGUCAUUGUAAUGGCUGGAAUGGAAUAAAUGGA
Messenger RNA from Coregonus clupeaformis (lake whitefish), 3212 nucleotides. RefSeq names its product neuroligin-2. Gene Ontology annotation, biological process: synaptic vesicle endocytosis; neuron cell-cell adhesion; modulation of chemical synaptic transmission. Gene Ontology annotation, molecular function: signaling receptor activity; neurexin family protein binding. Bases 260 to 2782 code for a protein of 840 amino acids. The transcript is spliced from 8 exons. Lineage: Eukaryota; Metazoa; Chordata; Actinopteri; Salmoniformes; Salmonidae. Gene Ontology annotation, cellular component: cell surface; synapse; postsynaptic specialization membrane. The record is from RefSeq and is a predicted model, not a curated record.